Molecule: messenger RNA, 894 nt
Organism: Impatiens glandulifera
Lineage: Eukaryota; Viridiplantae; Streptophyta; Magnoliopsida; Ericales; Balsaminaceae
Product: water stress-inducible protein Rab21-like
Exons: 1
Coding region: 51-617 (188 amino acids)
Biological process (GO): response to water
Source: RefSeq, a predicted model, not a curated record
ACAUAAAAUCCAUUUUACAAAGUCAUAUAUAUAAUCAGACGGUCAAGAAGAUGGCUCAGUAUGGAUCAGAUUACGGUCGCCAAACCGACGAGUAUGGAAACCCCAUUCGUAGACAGACAGAUGAGUAUGGCAACCCGGUUCGUCAGACUGAUGAGUAUGGCAACCCUGUUCAGCAUGGUCAUGGUGGAAACAGACCCGGUGACUAUGGAGUGAUCGGCGGCAUGGGAACCGGCACGGGCACGGGAACCAUGGGUGACUAUAUGUCCGGCACGGGAACUGGCAUCGGAGGAGGAAUGAUGCCCGGCCAACAUCAGCAGCAACAGGACCGCCAUGGAGCCGGCGGUGGGAUUUUGCGCCGCUCUGGAAGCUCGAGCUCGAGCUCAUCGGAGGACGAUGGACUUGGAGGGAGGAGGAAGAAAGGGCUUAAAGAGAAGAUUAAGGAGAAGUUGCCAGGUGGGCAGAAACAGGAUCAAUAUUAUCAGGGGCAGGGGCAGGGAACCCAUUAUCAGGGGCAGGGUCAGGGCACGGGAUACUCGGCCACCGGAGAGACCUAUGAGAAGAAAGGUAUCAUGGACAAGAUCAAGGACAAGCUCCCCGGCAGCCACAACCGCCCAUAAACAUAGAUAUAUAUAGUUUUUAAGUGGGGGGUUUGAUAUAUGUAAUAUAAUAAAGUAAAAAAAAAAAAACCUUGUUAGUUUGGGGGAGAGGUUUCUCUCUCUUGUUGUGGGGUUGUUUGUAAGUCGUCUGUCUUAUGUGUGCGUUUUGUUUUUAUUUUGGCUUGUUUAAAUGUUUGUUGUCUCUUAUUGAGUCUCUUUUUUAGGGCUCAUGUUGACUACUAUAUAUAUGUUUUCUUAUAAUGGUUUGUUGGUUUAAAUAAAGUUUUUCUUUCUUUAC